Molecule: messenger RNA, 2161 nt
Organism: Eucalyptus grandis
Lineage: Eukaryota; Viridiplantae; Streptophyta; Magnoliopsida; Myrtales; Myrtaceae
Product: beta-fructofuranosidase, insoluble isoenzyme CWINV1
Exons: 7
Coding region: 229-1956 (575 amino acids)
Biological process (GO): carbohydrate metabolic process
Molecular function (GO): hydrolase activity, hydrolyzing O-glycosyl compounds
Source: RefSeq, a predicted model, not a curated record
AAGUUGGCAUUGAAGUCACACUGCCCUAAGUAUUAGAAAAUUGUCCUGAUAAUAUUCUAAGAAUUAAGAAAUACAUGUUGCAUAACUGGUCCAAGAAAUGUGGUUUUUUAUAUGCAAGUUGUUGUCAGAUCUAUUUCUCCGAACACCCUUUGAUGUAAACAGAAAAAUGCUUAAAUGUAGACUGAGAAAAACUUGCUAACCUGGAGAUUAUUGGCAGUUGUUCCAGAAAUGAAAUUGUUCCUGAUAUAUGUUGUAGGAUUAUUCUGUGCAGGAGUUGGAUAUGGAGCUGAAGUUGGAGACUUUGAUCAUGUUCAAAGAAAUCUUCAAUCCGAUUCUACAGAUCAGCCUUACAGAACUGGAUACCACUUCCAACCUCCGAGAAACUGGAUGAACGAUCCAAAUGGACCAAUCUAUCACAAUGGAGUCUACCAUCUGUUCUACCAGUAUAAUCCAUACGGUGCUGUGUGGGGUAACAUAGUGUGGGCUCAUUCAGUAUCUUACGAUCUGAUCAACUGGGUGAACCUGGAGGAUGCAAUUUAUCCGACAGGGCCUUUUGAUGUUAAUGGAUGCUGGUCUGGUUCGGCAACCCUUCUUCCUGGGGGCAAACCUGCCAUAUUUUACACAGGGAGCGACGUGAAGAACCGUCAGGUCCAAAACUUGGCAAUGCCCAAAAACACAUCCGAUCCAUUGCUCCGCGAGUGGGUCAAAUCAACUCAUAACCCGUUAAUCACUCCACCAUAUGGAACUGAUCCUAAUUUCUUCAGAGACCCAACAACCGCCUGGCAAGGCGAAGACAAGGCAUGGCGCCUUCUAGUUGGAAGCCAGAUUAAAGGUCGAGGGACCGCGAUUCUUUACAAAAGCAAAGACUUUGUCAGCUGGAGUAUGAUAGGGAGCCUGUUUAAUUCGUUGGCCGAGACCGACAUGUGGGAAUGCCCGGAUUUUUAUCCUGUUGGUAUUAAUAGCAUGAAUGCGGUGGAAACCUCAGAGCAAGGGGAGUGGACCAAGCAUGUGCUCAAGGCAAGUUUCAACUCUCACGACUAUUACAUACUCGGGAACUACGAUAUGAAAACAGACAGAUUCUCUGUUGAGAAUGACUUCACCGUUUCAAGUUCGGGCUUGCGGUAUGACUAUGGGAAAUUCUAUGCUUCGAAGACGUUCUAUGACAGCGCAAAAGAGAGGCGUAUUCUGUGGGGCUGGAUAAAUGAGUCCGAUAGCAAGUCAUCUGACAUUAAGAAGGGAUGGUCAGGACUUCAGUCGAUUCCUCGGAACGUCCUUCUUAGUAAAUCGGGAAAGCAAUUAGUGCAAUGGCCUAUUAAAGAAACAGAGAAACUCCGUGCUAAGGAGGUGACUGCUUUGAGUAAGGAUCUCAAGGGUGGAUCGGCAGUCGAAGUUUUAGGCAUUACAGCUGCGCAGGCUGAUAUCGAAGUUUCAUUCGAGACCACCGAUUUAGCCAAGGCUGAGACCAUAGAUCACAAUUCGGUCGAUCCGCAACUGCUCUGUUCUAGCAAAACAGCAUCUGUUAGAGGCAAACUCGGCCCGUUUGGUUUGUUGGCUCUAGCUUCUGAGGACCUGAAAGAACAAACAGCAAUCUAUUUUCAUGUUCUGAAGAAGAAUGGAAAAUUCGUUGUGCUGAUGUGCAGCGACCAGAGCAGGUCGUCAUUAAUGGGAGGCCUUGACAAGACCACUUACGGAGGAUUUGUUGACAUAGACCCCCGUCAUGAGAAAAUAUCUCUCAGAAGCUUGAUUGAUCACUCGAUUGUCGAGAGCUUCAGUGGCAAAGGGAAGACUUGCAUCACUGCGAGGGUUUAUCCGAGCUUGGCCAUCGGCAAUAAAGCUCACCUAUAUGUGUUCAACAAUGGAACAGUCGGUGUCAAGAUCUCAAGACUCAGUGCCUGGAGCAUGAAAAAUGCUCGGAUUGCUCCAAUCAGCAAAAGAAGAAAGCGAAAAACCAGUUAACUAAAAAAUCGAUGCCACUCUCUCGCCUCCACUGCUGUUUCACAACCCAAAUUGUAAUUGAAAUAAGGACAAGAACCAAGUACAUGUUUUGCUUGCUUCUCAUCUAACCGUUCUUGAGGUCACACUUCACUGCUCAUUGCAGACACCACGUAUGCAUCCUGUUCCAUCAAACGUUAACAGCACAUCGUUUCCUUUUUAUUUGGAA